Messenger RNA from Folsomia candida, 2095 nucleotides. It is a transcript of the gene sgl, whose product is annotated as UDP-glucose 6-dehydrogenase. Gene Ontology annotation, cellular component: nucleus; cytosol. NCBI's taxonomy places the organism in Eukaryota, Metazoa, Arthropoda, Collembola, Entomobryomorpha, Isotomidae. Gene Ontology annotation, biological process: glycosaminoglycan biosynthetic process. The record is from RefSeq and is a predicted model, not a curated record. The transcript has 17 exons. Gene Ontology annotation, molecular function: UDP-glucose 6-dehydrogenase activity; NAD binding. The coding region runs from base 422 to 1846 and encodes 474 amino acids.
UAUAAAAAUACCCGGGAAGUGAAGUUCUAUUCGUGGGCAUAUAUUGCUACUGUGUAAAAACUUGCAAAAUUAAAUCUCUCGUUAUAACAUUCUUGACUUAUCUAUUAUACACUAUAUAAUAUACAAUUCUUCAGCAGCUGCAUUCGUCGAGCUGCAACCGUCGGAACGGGAGUUGUUUAAUCGGAAGGACGCAAUCAGAGUCUACAGUUUGCUGACAACGAAAAUCAAGUCGAGGACCUCUGUAAUACACACUACACAGCCCUGUACCCAUACAUUGUACAUCAACAAAAACUACAAUUCAAUCGAGUUCAACUUCAUAAUUCUUCUGCCAGCGUAGUUUCAUCUCGUCUCAAAUUCACAGGUUAAUCAGAGACCAAUCCAGUGCCUGAAUUAAGUCGUGCUCUUUCCUUCAGAAGCAAAAAUGGUUAUCAAGAAGAUUUGUUGCAUUGGUGCCGGCUAUGUAGGUGGACCAACUUGUAGCAUGAUUGCUUACAAAUGCCCAGACAUUCAAGUAACUGUGUGUGAUCGAAAUGACGAGAGGAUUGACCAGUGGAAUUCGCAUAAGCUUCCUAUCUAUGAGCCUGGACUUGACGACAUUGUCAAAGAAUGUCGAGGCCGCAACUUAUUUUUUACUACGGACAUGGAUCCUGCAAUUAAGGAAGCGGACUUGAUCUUCAUAUCGGUUAACACUCCGACAAAGACGUUUGGGGUUGGAAAGGGUCGAGCAGCAGAUCUCAAGUUUGUGGAAUCAUGUGCCAGGAAAAUCGCAUCUGUCGCCAACGGUCCAAAAAUUGUAGUCGAGAAGAGCACUGUACCGGUUCGGUCUGCUGAAAGUAUCAUAAACAUUUUGAAGGCCAACACUCGCCCUGGAGUAGAAUUUCAGGUUUUAUCUAAUCCAGAGUUCUUGUCGGAAGGAACUGCCAUCAACGACUUAACCAACCCUGACAGGGUAUUAAUCGGAGGCGAGACUACUCCGGAAGGCGCCCGUGCCAUUGAAGAGCUUUGUUGGGUGUACUCCCACUGGAUUAAUCGAGAUCGAAUUAUUACUACCAACACGUGGUCUUCUGAGCUAUCAAAACUGACAGCAAAUGCCUUCUUAGCACAGCGGAUUUCGAGUAUCAAUGCCAUUUCAAUGGUUUGCGAAGCCACAGGGGCGGAUAUUACAGAAGUCGCAAAAGCCAUUGGGACGGAUUCAAGGAUUGGUCCGAAAUUUCUCCAAGCGUCGGUGGGGUUUGGGGGAAGUUGCUUCCAGAAAGAUUUGCUCAACUUGGUCUACAUUAGCGAGUGUCUCAAUUUGUCCGAAGUUGCUGCUUAUUGGCAGCAGGUGAUUGACAUGAAUGAAUAUCAAAAGUCUCGAUUUGCUGGGAAAGUUGUUGAGAGAUUGUUCAACACAAUCACUGAUAAAAGAAUUGCCAUGUUUGGAUUUGCUUUCAAGAAGAAUACUGGCGACACUAGAGAAUCUCCGGCAAUUUAUGUAUCAAAGUAUUUGUUGGAAGAAGGGGCCAAGCUUCAUAUUUACGAUCCUAAAGUCGAAGAGAAGCAAAUAUUCUUCGAUUUGGUGACUAUGAUGCCGACAGAAGAUCCCGAGGGGGUAAAAGAACUCGUUAAAGUUCACUCCGAUGCAUACAGCGCUGCAAAAGAUGCUCAUGCAAUCGUUAUUUGCACAGAGUGGGAUGAGUUCACGACGCUGGACUACCAAAAAAUUUACGAUUCUAUGUUGAAACCAGCGUUCCUUUUUGACGGUCGUAAAAUAUGUGACCACGAAGCGUUGGUGAAAAUCGGGUUUCAUGUCGAGACAAUUGGAAAGCGAGUUUCUCGCAGUCCUUUAUUGAGAGUAAUGGCAUGAUGAAACGAUGAUGACGUGGGGAGCGAAAAAUCCUGGAAACCGUUUACAGAAAGAUUAAGAAAUCAAUUAUUUAACUGCUGACAUUCCAAUCAUUAACUUACUACGUAUGUUAUGAAUUGUUUUUAUUGAAUGUAUUUAACAUUGAUUGUAAUGUAAUUACACAUUGUUUUAACUGUUAUGUAUUAACUUUUUAUACAACAAAAAGUCCAAAAUUUUAUAAAACAAUUCUUGUACAGAAGUACGCAAAAA